Closterium sp. Yama58-4 is the source of this 4449-nucleotide messenger RNA. The record is from the annotation of a GenBank genome assembly. NCBI's taxonomy places the organism in Eukaryota, Viridiplantae, Streptophyta, Zygnematophyceae, Desmidiales, Closteriaceae.
AUGCAAUUCUGUUGCCGCGCGCUGACCCCCCGCUUCUGUUUCCGCUACGGUUCCGCGUCGUCGUUAAUAGGCGGCUUGAAUUACCUCCCCCGCCGCCUGCGGAGCGAUAGCGCGCUGGUGCUGCGGGACGUCCUUCAAAGGCUGCGCGCUGCGCUUGAAGACCGCGAGCUUCCCCCCGGGCUGCUCUCAUCCAUCCGCGUGCUCGCGCGGAAGAGGGACCUCGCGGAGAUGCGGAGGGGGAAGACGAAUGGUCGGGGAGCGGAGGGCGAGGAGGAAGGGGUUCCGAGAUGGGUGCGGAUAGUGGUCGAGUGCUGCACUGCGUCCUUCCUGUCGUCCCUCCCGAAGCCCCCACCAGGUGACACCGGAACCCCAACCCGAACCACCAGGAAAGCAGCAGCGGCAGCCGGAGCAGCCUUAACAGCCGCGAGAGAGGCGGUAGCUGCUGCAGUGGAGGAAUUCGGGGAGAGCGUGUGGACGGAGCGAGAAGAGGAUAGUGAAGGCGGCGCAGCAGCAGAUGGGCGUACGGAGGAGGAUAGAGAAGGGGAGGGGGAGGAGGCGAGGAAGGCGGAGGAGGAGCAGAAAGAGGAGGUGCUGAAUCGGGAAAUCAGGCACAGGCAGGCUUCUAUUAGGGCGAUGCAGCAGGAGGCGGGCGGUAGUGUGGCGGGCGUGGCAGAGCGGGUGAGGGAGCGCUUUCCGCAGGAGGACGUGUGGGCGCACUUGCAGGAGCUCGUGGACUGGACUGCUGCUGCGCUGCCUCCCCCGCUGCUUCAGUUUAGUCAUGGUAGUGCUGCUGCUGCUUGGUGUAGAGCAGCAGCGAGCAGGGAUAAAAGUCCACGUCUGACUUUCCUGCGCUUUUUUGCUCCAUUGCAUGAUCAUUAUCCAUUGUGGGAUGUAUGGAUGUGCAAAAUAUCCCCAUCGGCCCACGCACUGCCUUUCCCUAUCAGCAACAUCAGGGCAGACAGCCUCUCCUGUUCUCCUGCUGCUUCGUUUGAAGCGCCUAAAACGUUUGUCUGUGUCCCUUCGCUCACUGCCUUUCCCCUGCAGCAUCGCAAAGGGAGGAAGCUUCCGCUUGUGUUCUUGCAAUCGCGGCAAGCUGCUGUGGAUGCGUAUGUUGGUGGGGCAAGGGGAGGCGGGGGAAAAGCAGCAGCAGGGAUGGAUGGGGCGCAGAAGAAGAGGCGAGACACAGCAGACUCAGGAGGAGGUGCAGGAGGAGGUGCAGGAGGAGCAGCUGUGGGAGAAGCGGGGGCAGCUGAAGCAGCAGCGGGAGAAACACGUGCUAAGGAGAAACAAGUCGAGGGAGAAGGAGAGGGUUUGGGGCGAGAGGGCAAGGAAGGAGGUGAGCGGGGGAAGAGGAGCAACGGGAGAGAUCACAAGGGGAAGAUUCCAUGGGCUGGGCGGCGGCAUGUGAGGCGCGUGGUGUAUGAGGAGGUGGAGGAUGAGGAUGAGGAUGAAGAAACGGAGGCGGAUGGAGGGAGGGAGAAGGAUAAAGAAAGGGAGGCGGAUGGAGGGAGGGAGAAAAUCGGGGAGAAGGAGAAAGGGGAGGGAGGGGAUGGGAGGGAUGGAGGAGGUGAAGGGAGAGGGGCGGUUGAAGGGGUGGAGGGGAGUCGAGGGAAGGGGGGAGAGAAGGGGAUGGGAGUGGGGAGAAACGGAGGAGCGAGGGAGGAUUUUGAACGUGAGAAUGAGGUUAGGAAUGGGAGGGACGAGAGGUUGAGGGAAGGGAGAGAGGAGAGGGGGGGCAGGGAGGGCAGGGAGGGAGAGCAGACGGGGGACAGGGAGAAGCAAGUUGAUGGUGAUAUGGAGGAGGAACAGGAGGAGGAGGAGCAGGAGGGGCAGGAGGAGCAGGAGGGGCAGGAGAAGGAGGAGCGCGUGCUGUUCCGGUUCCUUCAAGUGCGGAAGGAGGAUGGACAGGCGCAAGGCAAUGGGCAUGCUCCGGACAUGCAAGGAUCAGCAGCAGAGAGGCAGUCCCUUCCCAAGGCCAAGGCUGGGGGGAAGGCUGAUGGGAAGGAUAAGGCGCAAGGACGUGCAGAGACUGGGGCAGAGGCACAGGAACAGGAGGCAACAGUUGGGGCAGGGGCGGAUGGAGAGCGAGCAGCAGAGAAAGCGAGAGGUGCGGGAGCUGAUGCACGGCUGAAUGGAGGUGAAGCGGGGGCGGGGAAGGGAGUCACGACAAGGCGUGGGGAGAGCGGAGUUGGCAUGGGUGCAGGAGCACCCCCAGGCACACCUGUGGGUAUGGGCACACGGACAGGUAUGGGCAUGGGUGGUGUUAAUCACAUGGGUACCCCCAUCGGCAGUGGCAGGAAGCGAUGUGCGGUGCUGGUGUGUUCAGUCUGCGGGCAUGGGCCAGGGGGCAAGGGCAGGGCGACAGGGGGUCAUGCAGGACCGCUGUUCCCGUGCGAGGGGUGUGCGGAGAUGUUUCACUUUGACUGUGCGGGCAUGCUGUUUCAAAACGUGCUGGAGGUGAGCUCAUGGACGUGUAAGGGUUGCUUGGAGGAGGAGGAGAGGGAGAGAGAGAGGGAGCUGGAGAGUGUGCGGAGUGAGCGGAUGAAGAGGAUGAGGCUGUCUCCUCUGGCAGUGAAGCUGCAGAAGAAGCUGCAGCAGGAGGAGGGGCAGCGGGAUGGGCAGGAGGAGGGGCCGGUGGGGCAGGGGGAGAGGCAAGGGGAGAGGCAAGGGGAGGAGCAGGGAGGGGAGGGGAAGAAGCAGAGGGGGGUAGGAGAAUGGGGGGAGAGGGAAGCGUAUGGGGGUUUGGACGGCGGUAAUGGGGGAGAGAGGAGGGGUGGAGGUGUUGUGGAAGGGGGGGGAAGUGGGGAGAAGGAGAGGAGGAGCGGAGGAAAGGGGAAGGGGAAGGGGAAAGGGGAGAGCGUGCAUGAGGGGUUGGAGGAGCGAGAUGGAGUGGCAGAGGUUCGUGUUGUGCUUGACUCCCGAAUGGCAGCAGCAGCUGGGGAGGAGGAAGAAGAGGAAGGAGGGGAAAGGGGAGAGGCGCGGGAUGCAGGUGGGGUAUUGAAGGGAGGGAAGGCAGCAGGACGCAAGGAAAAGAGCAAGGAGAGUGGGAGAGAUGAUGGGAGGGCGGAAGAGAGGGCGGAAGGGAGGGCGGAAGGGAGGGCGCAGGGGAAAGGCGGGAGGGGUGUUGAAGGCACUGUUGCGAGCGGGAGUGGUUUGGAUGCUGCCCUAGGCAAGAGGAAGAAGGCACAGGGGCUUAAGCAUGGGCAGAAGCAGGGGCAGGGCGGGGAAGAGGGCGAGGGCGAGGACGAGGGAGAGGAAGAAGCAGCAGGUGGUGCAAUGAAUGGGUUAAAAAAAUCCCCUUUCAAAUCCAUUGCUGGUGACAGGGGCGCUGAUGGGGGGGCUGCUGAUUUAAGUGAGGCGGAGGAGGUGGAGGUGGAGGAGGAGGAAGAAGAGGAAGAGGAACUGGAGAUGUGGGAAGAAGAGACUGGGGAGGAGGAGGGCGCGGAGGAAGAGGAGGAAGAGGAGGGGAGACGAGAGUUGCAAGAGGAAAGGAUUGAGGAUGAUGGUGAAGAGGAGGCAGACGAGGAGGAGCAGGAGGAAGAAGAGGCAACAGAGGAAGAGGGAGAAGAGGAAAGAGAGGAAGAGCGUGGAGAGAUGGAGGAAGGGGAAGUUGGGGGAGAGGAAGAGGAGGAGGAGGCAGACGAGUUGGAAGAGGAGGACGAGGAGAGGGAAAUGCCAAUGGAUCGUGGGCGUGGUGUCAAUGCUAGGGGGAUGGGGAGAGAGGAGCGGGAGGAUGAAGAAGAGAGGGAGGAGAGGGAAGAAAGGGAGGAGGCGGUGGGGGAAGAGGAGGAAGAAGAGGAGGAAGAGGAGGAGGAAGAGGAGGAGGAAGAGGUGGAAGAGCUGGAAGAGGAGGAAGAAAAGGAGGAAAAGGUGGAAGAGGAGGAGGAAGAGGAGGAGGAAGAGGUGGAAGAGCUGGAAGAGGAGGAAGAAAAGGAGGAAAAGGUGGAAGAGGAGGAGGAAGAGGAUGAGGAGGGGGAGCAGGAGGUGCAGAUACGGAAGGGCUUGGGUGGGCGCAGGGAUGCAUAUGGGACACCAGGAGGAGCAGAUAGAGGUGGUGCGCAGUGGAGAGGCAGGCAGGAGAAGGCUCAUGCUGCUGUUGGAUAUGGGAGAGCGGGUGGUGCUGGCUCACAUGGGAACAGUGCGGCUGCUGCCGCUGCUGCUGCUGCUGCUGCUAGAAACGGGAGUGGUCGUGCUGCUGGGAAGGAUGUGCGAGGGAAGGGUGGUGUUGAGAGGAAGGAGUUGGGACGAGGUGGCAGGGAGGCAGAGGGGAAUAGGCUGAAAGACGAGGAAGAAUUGCUGCUGGAGCUGAUGGAGAGGCACAGGGCAGCGGGGGCCAAGUGGAAGCUGAUUCUGCAGGACGGCCGGCACCGCUUCCACCCCUCGCGCACGGCAGUGGACCUCAAAGACAAGUGGCGCAACCUGGUCAAGUACAAGUGCUUCUCGCCCUGA